UCACGUGACUAGGCAGACACCAUUGAAAGUUUCGCACAGUCGGUAUCAUCGCUCAUAGCGCGCGCGACCAAGUAUGGGUAAAGAUAGAGAUGCACGAGCUACACUUCUGUUUUGGAACAGAGCACUCAAUAAGAAUCGAUAGGGGACCACCAACAUAAAGUAUUUAACUUGUCAAAGUAACUAGACAAGGAUUAAUUUUCUCCGCUUGUACAUAGCUAUAAUCAUUGCAAAAUGCGCUUUCUCAGAUCGAUUGACUUGUGUUACCUAGUGCUUAUGGGAAUAUUUGAACUUAUUUACGGAUUUGAUCAGGAGUGUCCGAUCGACUGGGCAAUGUAUGAAUCGGUGUCUAAAGAAAAGGCUCUCAUCAAGUGCUUGCUAGAACGAUACAGCAAUUACACGACGGUCGGACGGCCAGUAACCAACACUUCAGACAUGAUAACUGUUGAGUUCGGUCUAAGUCUUGUACAAAUCAUGGAUGUAGAUGAGAAAAAUCAGGUUCUAGAGACAAACGUCUGGUAUACGUAUCAAUGGAAAGAUGCUUUACUUAAAUGGGACCCAGAUAAAUAUGACGGACUAAAGAAAAUUAUGGUUCCACCUGAAAAGGUUUGGAUACCUGAUAUUGUUCUCUAUAAUUUCGCUGACACCCGGCUGAUAGAGCAGCGAAGUGCCCUUGUCAACGUGUUUGACGAUGGGUCCAUUCUCUGGAUGCCUCAAGCUAUUCUCCGAAGUACCUGUGCAUUCGACACUAAAUACUUCCCGUUUGAUGAGAAUGAAUGUCAUCUUAAGUUCGGCUCCUGGACACAUGAUGGAAACCAGAUGGAUCUGCAAUUCUUUGAUAACCAGUCGAAAUUCCUUGUCGAAGAUUUUAUUCCGGGCAAUGAAUGGGAUUUAGUUGGUAACCGCGGUGAGAGAAACGUGGAGAUAUACGAGUGUUGCAAGGACACGCCUUACUUAGACUUGAAGUUCUAUAUAUUGUUGAAGAGAAAGACAGCCUUUUACAGCUUUAUCUUGCUCCUGCCAUGCACCCUGCUUUCUUGUCUUACACUGGUCAUCUUCUGGGUUCCUCCGGAGUCGCCUGCAAAACUCAUGCUUGGGAUGAAUAUAUUUGUUGCAUUUUUUGUCUUGCUGCUGUUAUUGUCCGAAUCCACACCGAAGGCCGCAGAAUCGAUUCCCCUUAUAGGGGCAUAUUUUUGUUUGUCUAUGGUGAUGAUCACCAUGUCCACUGUGCUGUCUACAGUGAUUGCCAACAUGUUCUUCCGUGGGGUCCGUAUCAACAGGGCACCUUGCUGGCUUAGAAGGUUGAUGAUCGACGGUAUAGCCACAGUUCUGUGUCUGAGGAGCCAGCUGCUAGAACCCGAUUACAAAACAGAUAUGCACAAUUACACGCGAAGCCAGUACGCCGACGCUGAAGCAAGAUAUGCCAAAGUUCGUCUGCUUGACAAUGGGCGGGAGAGUAAGAAAGUUAAUGUUUCGAACUACAAUGAAUUAGAACACAAUAAUGUUCAUGGCAACCAGCUGGGAGACUUGUGCUUAAACACAUCAUUUGCUGCCGAUAUUCGUACAAUAAGAGAAAUAUUAGAACAAUUCAAGGAGAAAAAAGCAAAGGCUGAACUGAAGGAGAAGUGUUUGCGAGAAUGGAAGGUGAUCUGUUGUGUGACAGACAGGCUGUUCUUUAUCUCGUACCUGUUGGUAAACGUGAUUGGCAUUGUUGUCAUCUUCUUUGGACAGCCUGAUCCUUCCUGAGUUUCCACUUGCACAAAAUGUAUUCUAACCCUUUCACGCUUCACGAAGAACCUAAUUAUUUUUAGUUCUCAGUUUUAUAGUUUUAGACAGAAUGAAACAUUAUUUCCCUUGUGUUUUCUGUCAACACAUUGAUUUGCACUAUAUGUGUUUCACUUAAGGAUGUACGAGCGUUUUUUUCUUCAGGAUAUCCGCCAUUUUGAAAAAUGCUUCUUUGAAUAUUGCUUUUCUAAUAAAUAAAUUGCCAAAACUUUAUGCUAAAUAAUUAAAAUAUAGCUAAAAAUGUACCAUUUAACCAAAUAAUUUCUACUUUUUUUCGAAAUAAAUUUUCACCCUUAUUUUUGGCUGGCAUUUGCCUAAAAUUGACGUAAGAUUUACGAUGGGGUAGGGGUAGUUAAUUUCAAAUAUCUAUUAAAGUAUAUCAGGUUUGGUUUUGAUAUUUUCCUGACUGAUACAAAUAAUGAUAAACUAUAAUUCAAAUAAGUUUUCAAGAUAGCACAUUAUAUUAUCUAGAAAAUAUAAUUAAAACAAAAAGAACAAAAAAUAUCAAAAUUCACUAGUUUUUAACAGUUUUUUUUAAUAAACCUCUUAGAUGCAUGAUGACCCCAACUUUUUUCUUUCCUUUUUGAAGUAUUUUUUGUCAUUAAAGCUGCAAAAUAUUUUGAAAAUCUUAACGUCAGAUUUCUUUUUGUAGAUCUAAAUACGUUUUUUUUCCAAUGAAAAUAAAGUGGGUGGGGUAAUUAUGUAAAACUUAAAGAAAUUUGUUAGUGACAUUUAUGCUUAUAUAAUACUGAACUCACCUUGUAUUAAUAUUAACCUGUAAGAGCUGAAAUCUCUAUAACAUAAAGUGGGAUAUUAUAAAGUACCACCACUUUUUUCAAUUUUGCAAAAUUUCAGACAUGCUUUAACAGUUGAUGAAGAAAAUGCCCUAUAGAAUUAAAACGAGUUUGGUGACCUGUGUUUUUUCUUCUCUUGUUUGUCUUGGAAACUAAUGUUCUUCAAGCUCACAGAGUAUGAAAAACAUCUUAACAUUAGAAAAAAUUCGUUCCUACAUCCUUAACACGGUACCUUUUCAUCAGCCACAAAAAAAUGUUGCAAUAGGCAAGAACUGAAACUUGCAGAUUUAUAUAUAAUUAAAUUAUCAGUUUCGUUUUCGACCUUUCCGCUUUUUGCAUUUCACUGCCAGAAUGUAAAUGCUACUCAGUGGUCAGAAACGUUUUGACUAGAAUGCUUGUAGAAAGAAGUGAUAUUUACAUGUGUUUGUUUCUGCUCUUUGUGAAUGUUUGCGUCAGUAUUUUUCCGUUUAACUAAUUUCUGACAAAUCAGGUUUACUUGUUUUAUUUAGUGUUGUAAGACUCAUUACUGUAAUAGAAUUCACUUUUGUAUUGGCUUCAGAGGUGUUGCACAUCACAUUAUGUCACGUGACCAGACUAAAUGAAAGUGAGGAUGCCGUUAUUUUUGCUUGGUUGCGUUCUACGAUUCCAAAGAAUCUUCUUAUAGAUAUUAUCAACUGUAUUUUUUCAUACGACAAUUUCGAAUUUUAUCAAAUCUUUUACUACUACUUUAUUUCAACACAACAGUAUAAAAUAGUGUAAAUUGCACACAGUAAAUUCUAUUUAAAAUUUUCAAAACCAUUUAUUUAAACUGUUAGCCCAUAGAAUUAGUUUGGCCUUGUCCUUGUUUUUCUUCAAGUAUUCCUUAAAGUCACAUUUCACAGUUGCGCUGAUAUUUAGUAUGGAAACAUGUAAAAUACUAUAAACUAGUAAGGUUAUAUAUAAGUUACAGCAGAAAGUCUAAAAAUGGACGAUUACUUGCAAAUUAACGUAUCAAUAAUUGGACGUUAACGGCUCAUUCAUGUGCAAAUUCGUUUCGGUUUGAAAAUCUUGCUCGAUAACCAUGAAAAUGGAAAAAGAAAGCAACUAAAGUAAAAUGAAAUUUAUCAGCCACAUUUAACAUAUUGAUAGAAGCCGAUACAGUUACCGACAGGUCCGUGGCUUGUAAACACAACAGGCAUUUCCGCAUUUUCUUUCCAUGCGCUAACAUUGCAUCGUAUUCCUGUUUCAAUUUAAUUUAAUAGCUACAUAUUUUCACUAAAAUAAAAAAUCUUCUACAUAUAUCCAACGAUUGAUUGUAUCAUAUAUAACUGAUUGCUACUUUCUGAUAAUUUAUUUGACUUUUGUGAACUGACAAAAACGUGGGAACUGCUUUUACGGGUCAUGAACAAAACGGAUUAUAUAAGUAAUUAUAAAUGGUUGAACAAUUAAAGUUCAUUUAGUCUCAGUCAAACUGUAGAAUAUGUGAUUAUUGUUCUUGUAUUUUUGUUUGCAGGCAUACCUUACACAUGAAUGGGGUUAGAAUAGUUCAUUACAUUAAUUAAGGUUAUUUAGUACAUAGUUAUAUAAUGAAUUAUAUAGCAGAAACAUGUUUAAAUCUAUUUGACAAAGACUUUAUAUAUUCCAAAGAGCUUAGUGCGGGUACAUUUUUCUUCUAGGCAUAUAACCGAGUCUGUUUUAUUUAAUUAAAACACUUUUCUAAUUUCUAAAUUAUUUUGAUUCUAAUAUUUCAUAUAUAUAAAGUAAUAGAUCGAAAAUAGUAGCAUUAUUUAAGUCGCUACAAGUUAGUUAGCGUAACAUCACCGAUAGCUCACGUGUUAUUAUUUAUGAAAUGAGAUUAUCACAUCUCAGUAUGAUUUCCGUUAAGGCAGAUUUGCACGUUCGGGUAAUUUUUUUCUAUAAUGUAGAAAUCGAUUAAACCCUGAUUUUUUUUUUGAAAACUUUAGAAUAUUCUUGUUCUAUAAAGACGAACAAAAUAUAUAGGGUCGUGUGCUUGAUUUUUCGCUAUACUGAUUUGAAACAUUUGGACAUCGAAUAAGUUUUUAUAAUGGGAAAAUCACAAUUUUUAGUAUAUUUUUAUCUAAUAGAAAUGUUUAUACAUUGUAGAUUAUAAUGAAACUUCUUACAGUUUUAAUACCAUAUGUCCUAUAAUGUAUAGGUCCGUGUUUUUGUUUUUGAUAUAUUUGCCCAUGACUAGAGAUCCGCACAUUAACCGCUGAUUUUAAGACCUUUUUUAAAUUAUUUAAUGUGUCAAACGUUUUAAUUUCAUAUUUUAUCUUCAGAAAGAUAGAAACGUUGCCGUUUAGGUAGGUUUACUCACGGUCUGCCAAGAACUCAUGUCCUGGCUCUAUUCUACGUUAUCCUGAUAAGUGACGUGUCAUAUUUGCAAUAAAACGCAUGUAAGAACGCAUAUAUGAAUGUACCUUUAAACCAUUACUAUAAAAAGGAAUGACCUGUCCAAUGCAAUUUUUGCAAUUGUUUUCUAUGUGUGCAUAUAUUCAUGUAUUAAUACAAAUAUUUAGAUCUUACUGUGUACAGCAUAUUUCAUCAAUAUCUAUAUUACUUCUAAAUCUUAAACAUUUUUAAGCAUAAACACAAAAAAAGUAACACAGGAUCCAUAUUAUUUAACAAGGAACACACUGUAUGGUGGCAAUAGAGCAAGUUGAGGUUUCGAGUACUCAGAAGAAAAAUAUAGUUGUUACUUUAUUUUUAUACUUUUAGUCCUCUUUAGCUCUCAACCUAUAAACAUCAAUAAAAGCGCAGAACAUCGUCCCUGUUAGAUGCCACAAUAUAUGCAAUUACUCAUCUUUUUCGUACAAUCAAUGCAUAGUAGUUUCCAGACAAGCAAAUUUAAUAGUUUGAAAUAGUACAAUGUAUUUCGUUUAAAUAUAGAAAAAAGUGGAAAUUGCAAAGGUCGCAUGAAAAGCCAGCUUUAUUGGGAACACAUAUAAAUACCAUACACCAGUAGCCUGUCGUCUGCCUACUACACAUAGUGAUCACAUUCUCAAGAAGUUAGCAAACAACAAUACAGUAUACUUUAUUAAAGUGAAAUAUAUUUGUUAUAAAAAUAUCAGAUAUAUUUUUCCUGUAAGAAACUGCAAAUGAAGCGUUAGACUUGGAUUGAGUUUCAUUUGUAUUCAUUUCAUUGUGUAUUUUUGAAAGUUUGGCCUUUUUGUUAUUAAUUUAAGCUGUGUCCGUAAUGGAUUUUUGUAUACAUAAAUGCUCUUAAAAGAGGAUAGAUCAAUGACCUGAUCCAGGGAAAACUUAACAAAACACCGGUCAUGAUCGAAAAUGAUACUACUGCUACGGGUGAAGGUUGAAAAAAGCGUACAAUUUAUUUCUUUUAUAUUAUGAAUAUUGAUAUCAUCAUAUUGAAAGAAAUUAUGCAUAAUUUUUAACGUUAUCAGUCCGUUUGAGCUAGUAUGUUACAACGUAAAACAAAAACGACAAAAAUCCAAAUACAGCCGCCCAUACAGUACUCAACAUAAAAAAGGGGUACCUAUAAAUGUAUACGCACGUACAUAAAGACAAGUAUUACAAUUACACAAACGAGUGCAAUAAUAAUGCUGAAGUAACAAAUAUACUUAAUCAUACAUGAAGAAGGAUCAAAGCAAGGCAGCAUGGAUCGGUCAGUUGCAAUAAACACCAAAGGAGAGAAAUGUUUAUCAUUUUCUUUCCAAAUGUUUUCUACAUUUUACAAAGCACAGUGUUCUAACCAUGUUUUAUUCAAUUCAUAACUUUAUCAUGACAUCAGGGGUUUUAACUGACCAAUCAGAGCGUUGCAUUUUCAAGUACCUGCCAGUUUCCAGGUAUUUUACAAUUAACAUAUAGUGACUUUAGAAGUAAAUGUCACACUAUUUCAGAAGUCAAAUUAGAUUUUUGACUGCACAUGCCUCAGGUCAUGCUACAAACUACAAAUUUUCGAAGCUUCAUCGAAAUAUUUUAUGGUGUUUUUUUAAUGGUUUUGUUUUAGUUUAAAGUUUGAGAUUUUACACAAGGAGUCUAUGAAUGGUUUUAUUUUAGUUUAAAGUUUGAGAUUUUACACAAGGAGUCUAUGAUAAAGUCCGAGUAAAAUGUAAUCAUUACCCAAGUGAAUUUAGUAUCAUUCCGCAAUGUCUCGGACAUGUUAAAAUUAUGAAUAUAAGGGAUACCUAUUUAAUAGUUAAGCUUUUGCAUAAUUAAAUCACUGUCAUUCUUCGCCAAUAUAUUUGCAUGCAUUACAAAAGCCAUGGAAGCCACUGCACAAUUUGAAACAUCAAAAAAGAUUAUUUAUGUAUGGAAUAACAUUUUCUCUUAAGUACAAACAGCAGUUAGCGCUAAAAGAAGAUAUAAAGUAUAUAUGAAAGAAGUAUUGAGUUUAGUAAAAGAUAAUACAAGUUUUUUAUAUUUUUAUUUGAAAGAUUUGAUGUUGAGUUUCCUUUGUAUUUAUACAGCGUAUUCAUUGGUGUGUCGUGUUCAUUUAGUGUUUUCGCUGCAACGAUUCGUUUAGAGAUUGUAACGUGCUGACCUUUAUGUUUGUUUAGAACGUGUAGAGCACGCGUAAGAGUUUGUAUCAUCGUAAGAAAUAAGUAUUGAAGAGAGAGCUGGUAUUGUAUCUCGAUGAGACGUAGUAACAUAUAUACGUUGUGAUAUGUUAUACAUUGUAUACAACACAGCUAAAGGGGUUAGUCUUUGAUACAUGUUGUUAGUAUAUAAAUGUAUAUAAUUUUGUUUAAGCAACGUAAAUAUAUCUCCACAAUGUAUUUAAUGUACACACGUCACAAAACAUUUUUCAAUUAAAACCAUCUUAAACACUUUAAUGCACAAUUGAACUCAUGAAUGCCAUAUUUUUAUAUUACUGAACAAGAAAUAGAGAUGAGUUUGCACAAUACGUUCAUGAGAACUCAGCCAUGUGACCCACAGUUUUUUUAGCCUUCACUAUGUCAGUCGUCAGCCUAUAUGUUCUAGUCCAAUAUGGUUCUGGGACCAAUUAUCAUGUAUUACAAGAAAAGGAACCACUGUCUUCGCAUUGCAUAGUUGUAAGUGGCGACUAAUAGGGUCUGAACACUUCGUUUUGCUGUAUCUCUGUGACUCCAGCGGGUAAAUAAGUCUUGUUUCCACAGCUCAUAUUUUAUUUCGAUGUAAAUGAGAUUUGAAACCAAAGCUUUUUAUCCUGUUUGGUGCCUGUACUGUGUUGGGAUGUAGUAAAACCCAAAUCAACAGUCAAUAUUUCACGUGUUCCACGAUUGUCUAAUAUUUGAAAAUUGUGUACAGAUAGAGCUGUUAUUACUGUUAUUUUGCUUUUCUUAGAGUCAAAAUUUAGACCACACUAGCAAAGAGUAUGACAAAGCUUCAUAAGCAUUUAUUACAUGCUUAUCAGUGAAUUGUCGAAAUAUUAGAGACAAAUAUAUUAGGUAUUUUCCUGGCGAAAAAUAUCAAAUAUAAUUUUAAAUGGUAAAAACCUAUAAAAUGGAUCAAUUUAGACAAAGAAUGAAAUGAAAAGAAAAUUUGUUUGUGUUACAUGAAAGAUCAAAAUAUCGUUCACACAUGAAAACAAUAUUUUAUAUUUUACUCGUAGCUCUGCCACCCGUGACAAUAUUACAUCUGGUGUUUACUCGUGAAAGAUAUUCCAAUCCUAUGCUGAAACAAACAAAUAUACUUUGUUUAUUACAUACUCAUUUAUAAACUCCGUUAAGUUUCAAUGGAACCUAAAAAGUUAAUAUUUUCCAUAUUCGUAUCGGGUGUGUGACAUAAUUUGUGACGUCAGUUUCAUGUAUCUCGUCGCGUUUAGAAGUUCUUUUACGAUGAUAUUUUCAGUUUUACUUUUAUAUCAUUUUUAUAAUAAUUUUAAGUAUAAAUGCGUAAAAAGAUUAUUAGAUUUGCAUCGAGAGGUAGGCACUCGUUCUUUCGCGGAAUAAUAUAAGUCGCGCAAUAUUUCCGCUGCAGAACUCGUACAUAAUUUUCGGUACAAAUCUAAUAACCUAUAAAUAUUGUUGACCAACUCCAAAAUGUUAUUUUAAUAACUCAUUGGACGAGUCCAUUAGAGAGUAGGAGGUCAGCGCUUCAAUGCAUGGUCGCGUCGUACCAUGAAAAUGGUACUAGUGUAAUCUAUUGCCCGACACUCAUUAUUUAAAGAGUUGUACCAGAAAGUAAGAUACGCCUAAGUAAUUAUAAGCUAUAUGGACACAUAGCCGAAAAGAGCUUUGAUACUCGUGUUGUUUGUUAAAAAUAUGGACGCUAGAUAUAGCAAAUUUUGUAUGUUUUGUUAAGUUGAAAUUGCAGAUAAAUUACAGAAUGAUUAUUAUAAGCUUAAAAACUGAAUUUGUUGGAUGUGUGUACUUAGUAAAAUCUCAGCUUCAGUGUUGUUAUGGAAAUGAACAUAGUUAUUUUUGAAUGGGUCAUUUAUGACGCCGGCUUUAAUAGUUUUGCCAUAUUGUUUAGGAUCAAUCUCAUCUAAACUCUAUUUAUCAUUGUAAUUUUCACUGUACAUUUAAAUGAUAUUUUGCAAUAUUCCUUAUCAAUUUUAUCGAAGGACAGUUAUCGUAUUAAUUAGGAAAGGCAAUUUUUCUAUUUUGUCAGUGAACUAUUUCUUACAGGUUGUUGUUGAUGUGCAUAAGACAUCUUUAAAAAGUCAUUCAUUAAAUAAAUAAAAAAAACUGAUUUAAUUACACACAACUUGUUUCAGCUUUAGUUAACAUUAGAGGUUUCUUUUUAUGUUAAGUAAAGAGGCGUGAGUGAUAGAUUUGCCUGAUUUACCAUUUCUUGGUAGGGAAGGAGUAGGAAAGGGAAUCUGUUAAAUAUGUUUAUGUGAUUACAUAAGUUAUGGCGGUGUGUUUGGGGACUAAAUGGAAACGAAAACAUUGUUAGCCAAUAAGUAAUUAUGAAAUAAUAAAUGCACUGACGUCUUGCCCAGAAAUUUACUUCACUGUUUCAGAUACUUUUGCUGGUAAUAAAUGGAUAAAACUAUAAUUUAUAGUUUAAAUGAUAUGUUAAAUGAGUAUCUUGCUGAUGGUUUUAACUGUUUUGUUUGACAUAUUUUGGUGAAAAUGUAUUAGUUUGUAGUUCGUCUGAUUUUUGAAAAACAGAAUUUACAAUGUAUUGUCAUCACUUGAGCGCCUGUGUUGGUUAAAACUAUUUUAUGUCUAUUGUUUUAAGGAGCUAUAGAAUUGACACUUUGCACACUUGUUUAUCAUCAUUAGAUGACUAUUAAGGUCAGACAAAAUAAUUUUUACAUGCAUUUUUUAUACGCCCGUUUGAAAAACGGGACGUAUUAUGGGAACGCCCCUGGCGGGCGGAUGGGCGGAUGGGCGGGCGGGCGGGCGGCGUCCACAGACUUUGUCCGGAGCAUAUCUUCUACAUGCAUGAAGGGAUUUUGAACCAGGUCUCUAGGUCUAAGGUCAAGGUCACACUUAGAGGUCAAAGGUCAAAUUCAAGAAUGACUUUGUCCGGAGCAUAUCUCCUUCAUGCAUAGAGGGAUUUUGAUGAAAGUUGGCACAAUUGUUCAUCAUCAUGAGAAGGAGUGUCAUGCGCAAGAACCAGGUCCCUAGGUCUAAGGUUAAGGUCACACUUAGAGGUCAAAGGAUACAAGAAUGAAAACCUUGUCCGGAUCAUUUCUUCUUCAUGCAUAGAGGGAUUUUGAUAUAACUUGGCACAAAUGUUCACCACCACGAGACGUAGUGUCAUGCGCAAGAACCAGGUCCCUAGGUCUAAGGUCAAGGUCACACUUAGAGGCCAAAGGUCAGAUACAAGAAUGACUUUGUCGGAAGCAUUUCUUCUUCAUGCAUGGAGGGAUUAUGAUGUAACUUGACACAAUUUAACACCAUCAUGAGACGAAGUGUCAUGCUCAGUUCCCUUCUCUAGAAUUACUUCCCUUUGUUGUUACUAUAAACAGCUUUUUUUGUAACUUUUUCAUUACUAGUCGUAGGGAAAAAUCGAGACCACUUUUCUGUGGUACAACAUGCACGCUACAUCCAAUUUUGAGGUGUAUUUUGACCAGUCUCUACCUGGUAAAGAUAUUUGUGAGGACUUAAUUUUUUCUUUUUUAAGAUUAACUUCCCUUAGUUGUUACUAUAAAUAACUUAUAUUGUAUAUUGUAUCUCUACCUGGUAAGGAGUUUUUUUGUGGACUUAGAAAAACAAAACACUUACAGUUAUUACUAAACAACCACAAAAUUAAAAUUCCGUUUGCAAAUACAGGUGCUAGAGUAAAGAAAUUUGCUGUGACGGGCGUAUAUUGUGACAUCCUUGCACUCUUGUUCAGAAUUAUGCUCAUUUUGUACCUAGGAAAACAAAAUUCUUACUGAAAAUUUUGUUUAGGUCCACUUUACUUGAACACUAUAACAGCAAUAGCUGUGGGAAGUUUGCAGUCAUAAGUCAGAAGUUACAUAAUGAGGCUAAGAAUCAUAGCUCUUUUCCUGUGUAUUGUUUUACGUCAAGCACGUUCAGUGAACGUUGGCACACGCAGGCGGUGUUCUUGUUAUUGAUAGUGUCUGCCUACGAGUUAGAAAGGUAAAUAAGGCAGUUGCUUAUACUUAGCAAAGUAUGUCAAGUAAAAAAUAAAAAGAUCAAGAAUGUAACAUAAACAAUAUCCUUGCAUACAAUAGAUGUUAGUUAAUAGUUUAGUAGGCUUAUCUGUUAAAGUAUGUAUUACAGUAUUUCGAGAAAGUACGUACAUAUGCAAAUAUUGAAUGUUAUUAUGUAUAGCAUGUAACAGAUGAAGUGUUGUCAAUUGAUAAUGAUGUACUUUUAAUUGUUAAUGGUAUAUUGUUAAUUGAUAGUGGUAUAUUGUUAAUUGAUAAUGGUAUAUUGUUAAUUGAUAGUGGUAUAUUGUUAAUGGAUAAUGGUAUAUUGUAACGUGAUAUCAGGUAUCUCACAAAUAAAACUUUAGCUGCUUCA
Mercenaria mercenaria is the source of this 11446-nucleotide messenger RNA. Its product is annotated as neuronal acetylcholine receptor subunit alpha-10-like. Gene Ontology annotation, molecular function: acetylcholine-gated monoatomic cation-selective channel activity; transmembrane signaling receptor activity. The transcript is spliced from 7 exons. Gene Ontology annotation, biological process: monoatomic ion transmembrane transport; nervous system process; regulation of membrane potential. Lineage: Eukaryota; Metazoa; Mollusca; Bivalvia; Venerida; Veneridae. Gene Ontology annotation, cellular component: synapse; postsynaptic membrane; neuron projection. The record is from RefSeq and is a predicted model, not a curated record. Bases 232 to 1743 code for a protein of 503 amino acids.